Messenger RNA from Labeo rohita (rohu), 5732 nucleotides. It is a transcript of the gene ahr1b, whose product is annotated as aryl hydrocarbon receptor 1b. The record is from RefSeq and is a predicted model, not a curated record. Gene Ontology annotation, biological process: regulation of transcription by RNA polymerase II. Bases 606 to 3434 code for a protein of 942 amino acids. Gene Ontology annotation, cellular component: nucleus; aryl hydrocarbon receptor complex. Gene Ontology annotation, molecular function: nuclear receptor activity; transcription cis-regulatory region binding; protein dimerization activity. Lineage: Eukaryota; Metazoa; Chordata; Actinopteri; Cypriniformes; Cyprinidae. The transcript has 11 exons.
UUUUUCCCCUUUGCCUUUAAGCCGUGGCCUCUGAUGCUCUGUGCGCGCUCCUGCGCAAAUCUGUGCUGGUUGCCUGGUCAACCAAAUGCGCGUGCCCCUGCAAGCUGAUGUCGGGGGCGCGCAGUUGGGGGACUUAAUGGAGCGGCUCGGACAAAAAUGAAUUAGACACGAAGCUGGAACAAAUUAUGACUGUGGAUUUGGUUUAUUUUGCCCGUUCAGUGUAAAUAUAGAUUCAAAUGUAUUGGUUUAUCCACACAUAUGACUUUGGAGGGCUGCUUAUACAAACUCAGUAGCGCUGAAGAUGACGAAUAUGAUGAAGAAGACCUGCUGUCACUUCACAUAUGAACACUGAAGUAUAUUUAAGGAGGAUUUUCACUUUUUUUAACGCUGUUUUGGCGUUUAAAUUUGUUAGAUUGAUAUUAAAUACAGGUUUUUGGACAUUUUGUAUUUAUUAUAAUACUAAGAAUUUUUGAAUUUGAACACCUAUGACGUGUACAAGAAAACUGAGUUUUCCUGUUUAAAUUUUUUAAAAAGAUAGGUAUUUAAUCUGGUGUAAAUUGUGGGUUAAAUUUAUUGGAGCUGAACAGUUGGACUAUCCAGACACCAUGUAUGCCGGACGCAAAAGAAGAAAGCCAGUGCAAAGAACGGUGAAGCAGCCCCCGGCUGAGGGGGUGAAGUCUAACCCAUCCAAGCGUCAUCGUGAUCGUUUAAACUCUGAGUUGGACCGGUUGGCCAAGCUCCUUCCGUUUCCUGAGGAGGUCACGAGCAGCCUGGACAAACUCUCCAUCCUGCGGCUGAGUGUCAGUUACCUGCGUGCUAAAAACUUCUUCACUGUCGCUCUGAAAAACCACAACUGCAAUGGUUUGUCGGGAAACAAUGGUAACCAUGACAACAGUAAAGCCACGGGAUUGGUCGAUGGCUGGCUGCACGAGGGAGAGCUCCUACUACAGGCUCUCAAUGGCUUUGUGUUGGUGGUCACCGCUGAGGGGAUCAUUUUCUACUGUUCUCACACCAUCCAGGAUUACUUAGGAUUCCACCAGACGGAUGUGAUGCAUCAAAAUGUGUUUGAACUCAUUCAUACUGAAGACCAGCAGGCCUUCAGACGCAACUUACACUGGGCCUUGAACCCGCCUCCAACCAGCACGCAGACAGAAGAAUCCCCACAAGAUGAAGAUCCUGCCCCAAGUAUGUCGCUGGUGACUUGCAACCCUGACCAGCUUCCUCCUGAAAACUCGUCUUUCCUGGAGAGAAAUUUCGUCUGUCGUUUCCGAUGCCUCCUAGACAAUUCCUCCGGAUUCCUGGCCAUGAAUUUUCAAGGACGUCUGAAAUUUCUGCAUGGGCAGAACAGGCGAUUGGAUGACGGAGGCCAGAUGCCAGCCCAGCUUGCACUGUUUGCGAUUGCAACACCUCUACAGCCUCCUUCCAUAAUGGAGAUCCGAACCAAGAACAUGAUUUUCAGAACCAAACACAAGUUGGACUUCACCCCAAUGGCCUGUGAUGCUAAGGGUAAAAUCGUUCUUGGCUACACCGAGGCAGAGUUGCGAGUUCGAGGUACUGGGUACCAAUUCAUCCAUGCAGCUGAUAUGCUGUACUGUGCUGAGAACCAUGUCAGGAUGAUCAAGACUGGAGAAAGCGGCCUGACUGUGUUUAGACUUCUUACAAAGGACAACCGCUGGAAAUGGGUACAAUCCAAUGCUAGACUCGUCUACAAAAAUGGCAAGCCUGACUACAUCAUUGCCACCCAGAGGCCCCUUGUAGAAGAAGAGGGCGGAGAGCAUUUGAGGAAGCGAUCCAUGCAUCUUCCAUUCACUUAUGCUACUGGAGAGGCCCUGCUGUACCAAAUCAGCUACCCCAUGCCAGGCUUCCCUGACACCUUUCAGGGCAAAGGCAAGAACAACAAAACCAAAAAGAGCAAAGUGGACAAAAGUUCAAAGGAUGAUGUGGACCCAAGUUCUCUGCUGGGAGCCAUGAUGAGACAGGAUGAAUCUGUUUAUGUUUGCCAGCCUGCUAUGGAGCCUAGAAUGUCAUUCCACAGUAGCCUCUUCAGUGAGGAAGGAGAGACUAGCACUUUCUCUUCCUCUGUGGAAAAUGAAAGUUGGAAUCCAGCACAGAAUAGUGUAACUGCAGUCUCCAAACAGGAUCUAUCAAGUUUUGACCCACUACUGGCAACAUUAGACUCUCUAUCCCUGGAAAAUGAUGAAAGCUGCUCCAACAGUGAGCUAUUCAGUGCCCUGGAAAACCUUGGACUCAACGCAGAGGAUCUAGAGUUGCUGCUACUGGAUGGGAGGAUGAUCCAGGUAGAGAUGGAACCGGAUUACAUCCCAUCUCUAAACGAUCUUCUCACCAACAGCGAAAUCCUCUCUUACGUCCAAGACUCACUGGAGAACCGGAUCGAGGACUCGACAGAUGCCCAAAACGCUGCCGUGGCAUUAGAUUCUGUUGAACCCCCUAAGCCAUGUUCUGCUUCUGAGUCAGCAUCUCAGAUUACUUCCUCCAUGCUUACUCCUCAUGUACCUUUCUGGCCGCAACAACAGAUAACACCCAUAGUUCAUCUCUCACAGCGUAUGCAGCAACAUCUCAAUGGACAGACGGUUUGCCACAAAACUGAGAACUGGAUCCAGGCACCAAUACCUCAGGCGUCUACAACAGAUGCUGAGCCAACUACAUUUAACCAGCAUAAUACUUUGUUGGUGAACUCUGUACCCAAUGGACACUGGGUCUCUGAACAUACACAGGCAAACUUGAACUCUCAACUUGGUGACAAGAUAACAGGAACUAGUAAAGCACAAUCACAGCAAUGGCAGGACAACCAGUUGCUUGACCCAUUCCAGUAUAAACAGAAAACAGCUGUGGUUAGUGAUACCCCUCCAAAUGGGGUCUACAAUGAACCCCAGUGGCAUGGUUACAACUUGACAGACCAGUUGGUCACAAACGGACUUUGUUUUCCCAAUGGCCAGAUGGUACAUACACAAACAGUGGGUGCACAUGUUGAUUACAAUAUGACUGCCAAUUCAGGGGUGGAGUUUACAAUGAACAUCAGUGCAGCCGGGGAUGUAGGGCAGUUUCAAGGAGCUGUGGCCUCAUCUUCUUCCUAUCAGCAGGGUUAUCAGAAACAGCAGCAGCAGCAGCCAAAGGUCGCACCCACUUAUUACGCCUCCUAUACCAAACAGAACUCAUCUCUGGAGCAUAUCCUGGGAUUAGCCCCACCUUCAAACCUUUCCUCCUUGACAGAUUAUGGCUCUGAAGUGACCCAUGACACAACCCACAGUAAGAUGGAGACGGGCUUUAUACUCAACUCCGCUAGUGUGGCCUACACAGGAAGCUGUUUGGUUCCCAAUGGCAAUGCAGUGGCCACACCUGGCAACAGUCCCCACCCCCUUCCUGAGCCACUCCCACCUCCUCCAGACCCUCAGACCACUGGUUUCUACCUCUGAGUACACAGAUCCGUCCAGAAAAGAUGCCAUCAAUCACGAAAAGACUGUCAUGUAAAAUAUAAAAAAGACAAAAAAAUUGCCAUUUUGAUUUUUUUUUUAGGUUUGUUUAGCCACUUAAAUAAAUUAAUUUUAAUUUAAAUUUAAAUGAGCCAGACUGACCUCUGGAAUAUCGAACUGAAUACUCCACCCAAGAUAAUGUGAUAGCAUUAUAUUAUUAAUUCAAUUAUGAGUUGAUUAUGUAUCAAUUAUGUUUGGAUUAUUUCUCUCAGUGUAUUUAAAAGGAUAGUUCACCCAAAAAUGAAAAUUAACCCAUGAAUUACUCACCCUCAAGCCAUCCUAGGUGUAUAUGACUUUCUUCUUUCAGAUGAAUACAAUUGGAAUUAUUUUUAAUAAAAUAAUAAUAAUAAUCCUGGCUCUUCCAAACUUUAUAAUGGCAGUGAAUGGCUGUUGAGAUUUUGAAGUCCAAUAAAGUUCAUCCAUCCAUCAUAAAAAGUGUUCCACACAAUUUUUUUCUUGCACAAACGCAUUGAUUCACUUCAGAAGGCCUUGAUUAACCCCCCGGAGCUAUGUGGAGCACUUUUUAUGAUGGAUGUAUGCACUUUAUUGGACUUCAAAAUCUCAACAGCCAUUCAUUGCCUUUAUAAAGCUUGAAAGAGCCAGCACAUUCUUUAAUAUAACUCCAGUUGUAUUCAUCUAGAAGAAGAAAGUCAUAUACAUCUAGGAUAGCUUGAGGGUGAGUACAUCAUGGGGUAAUUUUCAUUUUGGGGAACUAUCGCUUUAAUCACUGUCGCUUUGUGAAACACAGGGAAAUUCCUCCAGUUGGCAGAUGCAGUUGAUCACUGUUUGAGAUCUGUAACAGGUGCGUGUUGGGAUACAUUUGUGCGUAAGUAUGUGUGUAAGCAUUAAUUGGGCCUCAUUCAAAAUUGUUUGUAAAACUGUUUGCAAUGCAGCGUCUGUAAAUCACGUAGGAGUGUAUGCAGUGUAAAGCUCUAGCAAAACUGAUUGUUCUGAAACGCAGAUGUUUAUUUAUGGAAAAAAGCAAGGGUGUUACCUUACAUUUACUGACAGUUUAAAGACAAAAUAUGUGCGAUUUCAAUAAUAAAGCAGUUUAGCAGUACGAUAAAGAAUGAGACUCCUCUGUAGAUGUCACUUGUAGAUCUGAACCCUUCUUGCUAUUCCAUUUGUGAGAUUAGAUUUCAGAAAGAUGAUUCUAGAUCAGAUCAACUUACCUUUUAGAUACAGGUGUUCAUGUGUAGUAAAUCCAGAACCAACCCAGUCUCGUGACGAACGCAUAGUAAUUUGAGUUAACCAGGUAAGUCAAGUAAAUGCAUGUCAAUUAGCGUAAACAUUGGCAUAUGACUUGUUUUGAUUUAUCUCAAUUGGAGUAUAAAUCAUACAUUUUGUAGGCGCCAACCAGUACAAUUUACUAUGAUAUUUAACAUGGUUAACUCAAAUUAUUAUGCGUUUGAAAUAAGACCAUGUUGUCCAGAACUUAAAACCAGGUUUGUUUUGUCCAUGAAAGAGAUUCUGGAAGCUUACAUUGUUGAAUGUGUUGAGUAUAUUGUAAAGCAGUUUAAAAAGAAUAUUUCAUCAAGGUGCUGCAAGGUGUUUAAUGUUAUAGUAUUAUGAAGUCACAGAGAAUAUGAAUUUUCAGGCCAGCCUCUUUGUUUUUACGUUUCUUUUUAAAAUACAUAUAUAUAUACUUUAUUUGCAGACAUUUCCUAUAAGAGGUACCACUGGCUCGACUAUGGAUUCGAAUUUCUUUAACACGUAUAUGAGAAAACAAUAAGACAAUCAUUUACAAAAUGUUUAAAGAGUUUGUAAAUAGUCAAAAAAAAAAAAAAUAUUUCAUAUUGUUGUAAGCACUAUUUUAAAGAGCACUGCAACCUAAAGAGGUUUUACUUUUUUUUCGGCACAAGAUGUAGGCUUCUAGAGAGAUGUUUUUUGGAGUAAAUAUUGUAUAAUUUUUAUCAGGUUGUGUGUUCUGUUUGUAUAUUUUAAGAAGAAGUUUUACACUUUAAAUAAAGAACAUGGUGCCAUACUGGUAAAUUUACUUUCCAGAAUUUAAGUGUUUUACUAUUUGCUUAGAAAUUGUCAUCCAUGUCAAUGGUUUGCCAUGUUUUUGUUUUUUUAACAAAUCGUAUUUGAUUAAAAAAAAAAUCACGUUUGGAUUAAUUUUAAUAUUCUAACACACUGAAAGUAGCAGAGACGAUAGGUACAUAUGCAGUUCUGUCUUUUUGUCAUUUGACUGCUUGUUGAAAUGUUCAAUUUGGUCCUUUAAUUAAAGAAUUUGUGCAA